AUGGCGACCGUUACUGUCAUCUCGACGCUGAUUGCGUCCGCGACGUCCAACGCGCCCGCGGCGACGUCGACCGGCGAUCGCGCGACGCCGCAGGCUGGGGUUCUCGAGGGUGCCAGUCCUGUUGCUUUCGACCCGAAGAAUCCGAUCCAGCUGUUCAUGGUCCAGGCUGCUCUCAUCAUUGUGUUCUGUCGACUGUUAUACUUCCCUCUUAGAUACCUGGGACAGCCUCGUGUCAUCGCUGAGGUGAUUGGGGGCAUUAUUCUGGGCCCUUCGGUUAUGGGCCAUAUUCCGCAUUUCAAAGAUGCCAUCUUCCCGGCUCCCUCGAUGCCCGUCCUCAACAAUGCCGCCAACCUCGGUCUUAUCAUUUUCUUGUUCCUGACAGCUCUAGAGGUUGAUCUCCACAUGUUCAAGCGCAACUGGAAAGUUGCAGUCAGUGUUGGUUUCCUCGGCAUGGUUCUAUCUUUUGCCCUGGGUGUUGCUAUCGCUGUCGGUCUCUACAACCAUUUCAACAACGAGGAUGGAGUUUCGCCAAUUGGCUUCGGCACCUUUUCCCUGUUCGUCGGAACUGCUCUCGCCAUCACCGCCUUCCCGGUGCUGUGCAGGAUCUUGACCGAGCUCGAGUUGCUGAGCACAUCGGUCGGCGUCACUGUGCUGGCUGCUGGCGUGGGCAACGACGUCGUCGGAUGGAUCUUGCUCGCCCUCUGCGUCGCUCUGGUCAACAACGCCAACGGUCUGGCUGCUCUGUGGGCCUUGUUGUGCUGCGUUGGCUGGAUUCUCGUUCUCGUCUUUGCCGUCAAGCCUGCCUUCCACUGGUUCUUGCGAAGGAACGGCAGUCUGCAGAACGGACCGACCCAGGGCACUAUCGGCCUCACGAUCCUCCUCGUGUUCGUCUCCGCUUGGUUCACCGGUAUUAUUGGCGUCCAUCCCAUUUUCGGUGGAUUCCUGGUCGGACUUAUCUGCCCCCGCGAGAGUGGCUUCGCCAUCAAGCUGACGGAAAAGAUUGAGGAUUUUGUCAGCGUUGUCUUCCUCCCUCUUUAUUUUGCGCUGUCUGGGCUGAACACAAACCUCGGUCUGUUGAACGAUGGGUUGGUUUGGGCUUACGUGGUCGGUGUGACUGCUGUCGCGUUCUUUGGAAAGAUUGUCGGCGGUACCCUCGCUGCCAAGUUCAACGGUCUGGUCUGGAGGGAAAGCUUCACGAUCGGUGUGUUGAUGAGUUGCAAAGGUCUUGUCGAGCUGAUCGUCCUGAACAUCGGUCUUCAAGCCAACAUUCUCUCGCAGCGGACCUUUACGUUGUUCGUUGUUAUGGCCGUCGUAACGACCGUGACAACCACGCCCUUGACCAAGCUCCUGUACCCGAAAUCGUACCAGUACAAACUGGAGAAGUGGAAGCGCGGCGAGAUUGACUGGGAUGGCAACCCACUGACGCCUUCCACAAGCCAACAAGAUUCGGUGGAGAAGCUCAACGAGAGCCAAAUUCGCCGUCUAUUGGUCUACCUGCGACUGGACAGUCUUCCUAGCCUGUUCACAUUCAUCUCCCUCGUCGGUCAGGCGAGCGAGAUACAACCUGUUUCGCCUCCAGAAGAGCAAGCUCAGCAGGGCCAGGUGUCUCAGCCUCCACAGCGCCCCCUCGAGGUCCACGGCCUGCGGAUUUUGGAACUUACCGAACGUACAUCUAGUGUCAUGCAGGUCUCCCAAGUUGAAGAGUACUCGCGUCGCGACCCGAUUGUCAACACCUUCAAGACCUUCUCCCAGCUCAACAAUCUUGCUGCCGCUGGUCAGGUCGUUGUCGCUCCCAGCGAUUCGUACGCCGAGACUCUGACGCGCCAGGCGUCCGAGGUUGCUUCAGACUUUGCUUUGAUCCCCUGGAGCGAAAUCGGCUCUGUCACGGAAGAUUCCACGGUUCCCGCAGCGGUCUCGGAACAGGAUCGCUUCAACUCGCGGACUCAUCUGGACUUCAUGCAAAAGUGCCUGGCUCACGCCGUAUGCAACACUGGCAUCUUCAUCAACAAUGGGUUUGGCGGUCAAGUCAAGUCCGAUCGGCCAUCGCUUCACAGGAGCGUUUCGGCCAUGUCUAUCCACAGCAUUCGCGCCCAGCCGGCGUCCCUGCCCGUCGCGGACAAGACUCACCACAUCUUCUUCCCCUUCUUUGGCGGUGUCGAUGACCGAGUGGCUCUACGCUUCGUGCUACGGCUUGCCAAGAACACCAAUGUGAACGCUACGAUCUGCCGGUUCGAUCUGUCUGGAGAGGAGGUCGACAUCACCCACCCGCCAGAGGUCGCCGUUGCGGGCAGCGGCGCGGCAAGCCCUCGCGAUGCUGGCUCAAAGCUUGCUACUGGUACCGACAUCGACAACGUCAAGACUGUGGAGGAGGCCACUGCCCACGACCUGGGUCUCUUCUCGUCCUUGAAGAACUCGCUUCCCGAGGAGCUCUCCCCUCGCGUCACGUUCAUGGAGGUGACUACGCACGGCAAGUCCGCCCUGACCGACGUCAUCGCCGAGGCCAAGCAGGUCGUCGGCAAGUCCAGCCGCAACGCGGGCGAUCUCGUCAUCGUCGGCCGGCGCCACGCCUCGUUUGGCGACUCUGCCGCCGCCACGGACUUCAGGGGCACCGUCGGCACGGUCGGAGAGUGGGUUGCCACGAGCGGAGUCAAGGCCAGUGUCCUGGUCAUCCAGGCUGGCGGUCGGGGGCUGGAGUCGUGA
Molecule: messenger RNA, 2700 nt
Organism: Thyridium curvatum
Lineage: Eukaryota; Fungi; Ascomycota; Sordariomycetes; Thyridiales; Thyridiaceae
Exons: 6
Coding region: 1-2700 (899 amino acids)
Biological process (GO): proton transmembrane transport
Cellular component (GO): membrane
Molecular function (GO): antiporter activity
Source: RefSeq, a predicted model, not a curated record